UUUGACCUGCUUCUCUUACAGAUAACGGAGGUGACUCAGAUAACGGAGGCGAACUAGAUUCAGAGAUGUGUGGUGUAGAUAGAGGUAGAACGAGGUACAACAAUACACUCCUGAUGGAGGUUCGAGCGGCGCUAAACAAGAAUAGUUUCUCCCACGUCGCUAACGAGUCUGGAUCAAGGUACAGAGAACGCAGCACGAGCAGACAGCGACCGGCGUCCAUGUACACAAGCAGUGGUACCUGGGGGUCAAUGUUUGACCUCUCCUCCCCUACCAGGUCCUUCAACAUUUCCGACGCCUUCUCCAGCGCUUCCUUGGCAUCAAAGAGGCGCUACAUCCGUUAGGUGCUAACCCUCAACAGAGCAUGUGGCCUUCAGAUUAAGAUUUGUGACCCCCGAAGAAGUCGCCUAAGAAGUACCCAGCGCCUCAGCCGCCCACCAAGCCGCCCACGCGCCCCACGUGACACAGAAGAGGGCGAGCAGAUGACGCCGUGAGGAUCAGCGGAGGGAGAGCAAGUGCGGAUGAGAAGAAGGAGAAGAAGGAGAAGGAGAAAGGAGGAGGAGGAGAAAGGAGGAGAAAGGAGAAAGGAGGAGAAGGAGAAAGGAGAGAAGGAGGAA
This is a messenger RNA of Penaeus vannamei (Pacific white shrimp), 614 nucleotides long. NCBI's taxonomy places the organism in Eukaryota, Metazoa, Arthropoda, Malacostraca, Decapoda, Penaeidae. The record is from RefSeq and is a predicted model, not a curated record.